Aphanomyces astaci is the source of this 639-nucleotide messenger RNA. RefSeq lists its product as hypothetical. Lineage: Eukaryota; Oomycota; Saprolegniomycetes; Saprolegniales; Verrucalvaceae. The coding region runs from base 1 to 639 and encodes 212 amino acids. The record is from RefSeq and is a predicted model, not a curated record. The transcript has a single exon.
AUGCGGAAAGGUCUGGAGAACCAAGAUUCCCGUCGAUUUGGUCGUACUCCAAAGAACAAGUUUGUGAACAAGGCCGUUGGCGCUCUUCUCCGGUCCGUUGAAUGCAGCUCGUCGUUUGUGUGGGGCAGCAAUGCCGAACGUCGAAUGCACCGUCGAGAAGCCUUCGCCACGGCCGAUCGCUUUGGCCAGCCAAGUCUGAUCACGCCAAACGUGGACGGAACAAUCACUUUGGCGUAUUUGGCAGGAGGCAUCCAAGUCAAGUCGCUUUUUGAUGUGCAGUACCUCAAGUACAUGCCUGACAAAGCAACCAUGCAACAACUGGCGAUGAACGACAACAUGGCGUCCGCUACUUUUUUCGAUCGAAGCAUCGAGGCGUUCAUCAAAGUCGUUGUCGGUUUCGACAAGUCUACCGGCCAACCAAGAAAGACUGGUGGGCUAUUCGGCCAUGUCAAGGCGUACUUUGGAAUGGUUGAGACCCAAGGUCGAGGGACGCUUCACUUGCACCUUCUUGUUUGGGUUUAUGGCGCUCCACGUUCCACGUCCGAGUUCGAGGCCCGAUUGCAGGCAGAUCUCAACUAUGAAGCGAUGGUGCUGAAGUACUCUGAGGGCAUUGUGUCCAAUUCUUUCGCUGCCCAUUGA